UGAACGAAGUGAUGGCAGUGCCAACAUCACCUGAAGAGUGGAGGGUCAUCGCAGAUGGCUUUCGCACAAAAUGGAACUUCCCUCACACGCUUGGUGCAUUGGAUGGUAAACAUGUUGCAGUUCGGUGUCCACCAAAGUCUGGUUCAACGUACUUCAAUUACAAGAAGUUUUUUUCCAUAGUGUUGCUAGCUCUGGUAGAUGCGGAUUACAAGAUCAUCUGGGCCGACAUUGGAGGUCGUGGGGCAGCAUCAGAUGCCCAGAUCUGGAACGAUUCCGAUUUGAAAGAGGCAACAGAGUCUGGAGAAAUCAACCAUCCCCCGCCAGAUCCUCUCCCAAAUGACACUCAGUCCGUCGAUUGGUUCUAUAUAGGUGAUGAUGCGUUCGGUUUACGCAACUUCAUGCAGAAACCGUUUUCCCAAAGAAGUCUCACCAGAGAAGAACGUAUCUUCAACUACCGGCUGUCGAGGGCUCGCAGGGUGUCAGAAAAUGCGUUUGGGAUCCUUGCAAACAGAUUUCAGGUUAUGCUGACCACAAUGCAGCAUGACCCUGCGACUGUGCGUCUGAUCACUACUACUUGUAUCGUGCUUCACAACCUCAUGAGGACAAGAUACCCGACAAUGCAAAACCAGCUUGUUGACCGAGAGGAUGCCAACCACCAGCUCAUCCCCGGAGCAUGGAGACAGGACCGCCAUAUGGAAGACUGUGUCACUGUCCAGGGGCCAAACACAGGCAACAAGGAGGGCAAGCGGCUGCGCAAUCUCAUCAAACACUGGGUAAACUCUGAUGCAGGAGAAGUGUCAUGGCAGGACAACAUGAUUUAAAGGACAUAUUUCCCAUUAUAUUGCUAA
Messenger RNA from Pecten maximus, 848 nucleotides. RefSeq lists its product as uncharacterized. Bases 12 to 821 code for a protein of 269 amino acids. Lineage: Eukaryota; Metazoa; Mollusca; Bivalvia; Pectinida; Pectinidae. The record is from RefSeq and is a predicted model, not a curated record. The transcript is spliced from 2 exons.